GGUCCAUUUCAACUCUGUUAUUUUGUUAUCUAUCUUGUAGGAUUAACCACCAUGAACCUGGAUGACAACACAAAAUGGCUCAUGUGGGUAGCCAAGCAGUUUGAGAAUAUUGCUGGUGACAAUAAAGAAAUCAGCUUGGAACAAUUCAAAACUGCACUUAAAGUGAAGGAGUCUUUUUUUGGUGACCGGUUCUUCGCUUUGUUUGAUUCCGAUGAAAGUGGAACCAUCAGCCUGGAUGAACUCCUGAACACCUUAAAACUGCUGAUCCAUGGGAGUGAAACCGACAAGCUCUGGUUCCUCUUUCGGGUCUACGAUGUGGAUGGUGGUGGCUCCAUUGAACCCGAUGAAUUACGCAUGGUCUUAAAAUCAUGCCUGAAAGAGAGCUCAAUAUCUUUGCCUGAAGAGAAGCUAGAUGACCUGACAAUGGCUCUUUUUGAGUCAGCAGAUUCUGAUAAGAGUGGAUCCAUAACCUUUGAGGAGCUCAGAGAGGAACUGCAGCGUUUUCCAGAAAUCAUGGAGAACUUAACAAUAAGUGCUGCGAGUUGGCUAAAGCCGCCCACAGCUCCCCGGAAGACCCAAACCCCACAUAUCUUGAGUCCUGUGUAUUGGCACAACAAUAAGAACAAGCUUCUUCUGCUGGGUAGCUAUGCAUGUGUGAACAUUAUCCUCUUCAUCUUGGCUGCCCUAAAGCAGGCUGGCUCUGGCAUUUGGAUCGUGGUGGCCAGAGGCUGUGGGCAGUGCCUGAACUUCAACUGCGCAUUCAUACUGGUGUUGAUGCUACGCCGAUCUCUGACCUGGCUAAGGACCACUUGGGUAGCCAAAGUUUUGCCCCUGGACUUGAAUGCCAUCCUGCACCAGCUGAUGGGCUACAUGGUGGGUGUUCUAACUAUCCUUCACAUGGGAGCUCACAUCAUCAAUUUUGUGAGACUGUCUCAGGCCAAAGAAGACUAUCGUCUCUGGGAAUACCUUUUCACCACCCGGCCUGGCAUUGGAUGGAUUCAUGGAACUGCCUCUCUCACGGGUCUCCUCCUGCAGCUCCUGAUCUCCCUGAUGCUCGUGUGUUCCACUACCUUGGUCCGCAGGAGUGGUCAUUUUGAGCAGGUCUUCUACUGGACUCACCUUUUCUACAUCCCCAUCUGGGCUUUGCUGAUUGUUCACGGUGCUAAUUUCUGGAAGUGGUUUGUGAUCCCUGGAUCUCUCUUCCUCGGAGAGAAGGCCUUUGCAGCUGCUUUGUCACGUGUCGGUGGGCUGUGCAUUGUGGAAGUCAACCUUCUACCCUCCAAGGUGACUCAUUUGGUGAUUCAGAGGUCCCCCUUUUUCCACUACAAACCAGGUGACUACGUGUACCUGAACAUUCCGGUCAUCGCCCGGUAUGAGUGGCACCCCUUCACUAUCAGCAGUGCUCCAGAGCAGCCAGACACCAUCUGGCUGCAUGUUCGGUCACUGGGACAAUGGACCUACCGAUUACAUGAGUACUUCUGGAAUUUUCAGGAGCCCUUUGAUGACAAUCCUGAAUUGUCAGUGGCCAGGAAAUCAAGGAACAAGAACAGACUCUCGAAUUUUGUGGAGAAGUGUCUCUUUUGCUCCUCUGAUUUGGACCUACCGGUGGCAACCACUAAAGAUGAGAUGAUCCAAAUGGUAUCAUACACACCCAUUCAGGAUUCCAGCAUCACUGUAACAGAUGAGCCUGAAGAGGUUUCUAGCAGGCCCACCAAGAACCGUAGGCUCUGUAACAUCAAGUGUUAUAUCGAUGGUCCCUAUGGCACUUCCACGCGCCGGAUCUUCUCUUCAGAGCAUGCGGUGUUGAUUGCGGCAGGAAUUGGCAUCACCCCUUUUGCCUCCAUUUUACAAAGCAUCAUGUUCAGACAUCGUAUGCGAAAACAAGCCUCCUGCAGCCACAGUAAUUCUUUGGAUGAGAAUAUGAAGCUUCAGAAGGUAGACUUUGUUUGGAUCAAUCGAGACCAAAAAUCCUUUGAGUGGUUUGUCAGCCUGCUUACCCAAUUGGAAGCCAUGCAAGGCAGUGAAGAGCCAACAGCCCGUUUCCUGGAGAUGCAUUUGUACAUGACCUCAGCACUUAACAAGAGCGACAUGAAGGCUGUGGGCCUGCAGAUGGCCUUGGAUCUACUUGCAAAAAAAGAAAAGAAAGACUCAAUCACAGGCCUCAGGACGAGAACAAAGCCUGGGAGGCCAGACUGGAAACAGCUCUUUCAGAAAAUUGACAAAGAAGACAAAGGAAAAGUCCAGGUUUUCUUUUGUGGCUCUCCAGCUCUUGCCAAGGUUGUCAAAGCUCAGUGUGAACAGUUCACUUUUCCCUUUUUCAGGGAAAACUUCUAGCUGCAAGAAGUUUUUUGUUCCGUUUGACCAACAUGGUCAUGUUUGUUUUUAAUGAACUAAAAAAUAUUCUAUUUAAAAGAAAAACACUAGAAAACAUUUGUGUCCUUUUUAUCAUUAUAGUACCGGUAGGUUGUAUAGUCAGCCAAAUGUUUACAUUGGAUUUGGCAUUUUUAUUCACCUAUCAAGUUCUUCCCAAGGACCUCGGACAGGCAGAUGUUGUUUGAUGGCGUUAAAUAAAAAUCAUUAUCAUGUAUAAUUAUUAUGUUGGAUGAUGAUGAUGGAGAUAUGUAUAAGGUUUCCACAGAGCUGGUAAGAAUUUGUUUGCUUGCUUAUUUAGUACAAGCCUCUUUUGCUCAACUAAGUCCAUGCAAGGCAGCACGUAAUGUAACACGUGGAAAUAAAAAUAAAUGUAGAAUAGAAGUAACAAAGCCAUUAAGCUUAAUGCAUUAUGAAUAAUUGACAAUGCAUCAAAAUAAAGAAUACUGC
Messenger RNA from Pantherophis guttatus, 2820 nucleotides. RefSeq names its product NADPH oxidase 5 (gene NOX5). Gene Ontology annotation, molecular function: calcium ion binding; superoxide-generating NAD(P)H oxidase activity. NCBI's taxonomy places the organism in Eukaryota, Metazoa, Chordata, Lepidosauria, Squamata, Colubridae. The record is from RefSeq and is a predicted model, not a curated record. Gene Ontology annotation, cellular component: NADPH oxidase complex; plasma membrane. Gene Ontology annotation, biological process: defense response; superoxide anion generation.